CCCGCCUCCAGCUCCUCCUCCUCCUGGAUCCGCCCUCCUCGUCUAAGCUGCGCGUCCGGGCCGUUCGCAACACGCGAUCGUAGCCCAAACACCGCAGGCAGGAGACGGGUCGUGUGGCCGCAGCGUUUCGUUUGGCGGCCGGCUGUGAUGUCGGCGCUGGAGUGGUUCGCGCAUAAGUCUCUGGGCGGAGGUAUCUACUGGAUCCAAGAACGCUUCUACGAGUCGGGCAACCGGGCCAACAUCUGGCUGGUGCGCGGCUCCCAGCGGGACGUGGUGAUCGACACGGGGUUGGGGCUGCGCAGCCUCCCCGACUACCUUCACUUGGCUGGGCUUUUGGAUCCCGAUCCGGCCCAGGGCGACCAGGAGGGAGCCGGUCUCGGCGAAGCGGAGAAGGAACCCGCAAGCAGUGGGCGGCGGCGGCGGCCGUUGCUAGCCAUCGCCACCCAUGUGCACUUCGACCACUCGGGCGGACUGCAUCAGUUCGAGGAGGUGGCCGUGCACAGCGCCGAGGCCGGAGCCCUGCGCCGCGGCGAUAACUACGAGACCGUCACUUGGCUCUCGGACAGCGAGGUGGUGAGGCAGCCCAGCCCCGGCUGGAGGGCCAGGCAGUUCCGAGUGCGACCCGUCCAGCCGACUCACGUCUUGCAGGAGGGGGAUGUGAUCAGCCUUGGUGAUAGACAGCUCACUGUCAUGCACAUGCCUGGCCAUUCGAGAGGAAGCAUUUGUUUGCAUGACAGAGAACGGAAGAUUCUGUUCAGUGGGGAUGUUGUGUAUGAUGGCUCAAUGAUUGACUGGCUUCCCUACAGCCGGAUAAAUGACUACGUUACAACCUGCCAGCGAUUAAUAGACUUAGUCAAUAGGGGCCUUGUAGAGAAAGUCCUUCCAGGGCAUUUUAACACAUUUGGAUCUGAACGACUGUAUCGUUUAGCUUCCAACUAUAUUUCAAAUGCUGGAGUUUGUCACAAGAUUUCUAUGUGUGCGAUGAGAUCGGUUGCAAGCCUAGCACUUCGUGCAACAAAUUCUAGAACAACUUCAUAGUCUUAACUUCAUAGCCAUGAAGAUGCUUAUUUUUAUCUAAUUAAUUUAUAUUUUAAAAAUGCCAAUUUACAUACCAGUAGCUGUGCCAAAGCUACUCAUCUUUUUUUUUGUGUCUUUUCAAAGGCGAGUUUGCACAUAUGUUGAAUGCUAUUUGACAGAUGUUCUAAAUAAGUUAUUUUGUAUUUUGAACCAUUUUGAAACAUAUCGUUAAAAUAAAAGUUUUGCCCUUUUGUCAAUCUUUCUAAUGCAGCCUUCAGUUAGGAGUUAUAUUGAAAACAUAUUUUAAAUGGCUGAAAUACAGAAGCAAGGGUUGUGAGAAGAAGGGGCUAUUGGAACAUUCCACUGUCAUGUUGAAUGCACUAAGUACCUAAGUAAUUUUUAUUGUAUGGGAUGAAUGUAAACUGAAGUUAAUACCAAAUGUUCAUAUCAAAUAUUGUUCUAUGUUACUGUUGUUCUUGAAUUGUGUUGCAUUUAGGUAUUGGUUUUAAAACAAAUGAAAUGUCAUUUAAUAUUUUAAGUAUAUUGCUUGCUUUUCAAAUAUAACUAAUGCUGUAAGUGUGAGUGUAUAACCAUUUUUAAGUAAAACAUGCACCUAUAAUCCAAGAUUCUUAAUUCCUGUAAUACCACAGUUGCAGAAACACUUCAGUAAGUGUGAGCUGCUGAUUAAACAACAGUUGUAAACAAAAUGGCAUAUAAAACUAGCAAAUUGAUAGUGGGUGGUAGGUUGUAUCAGGUGCACAUUACAUGUGGGUCAGAUUUAAGUUUUCAUACUUCUUCAUUUUUCUCUUUUCACUUUUUUUUUCUUUCCUUCUUUCCACAAUUUGCAUUGUGCUUUUUUUCAACCAAUCUAAUAAACAUUUCUGCCAGUUAAUAUUUUCUAAGAUAUUACUAGUCUCUUGUUUGGAUGCAGAACUUGUAUCUUGCAUCAGAAUUUGAUUUAUUGAAAUUCAGUAAGAAUUAUAUUAAAAAUGACUGUUUCCUGUAAAAACUGUAAUUUAUUUGAAUAUUGUGCCAUUACACUUUUUUUUCCUUUUUGAAUUCUAUUGCACAAUAUUUCCCCAAGAUCAAAGCAGCACUUUGAGUCUUAAUACCACAGUGUUCAGCACUUGGUAUCCUAUGAAAGUACAGUUAGUUCUUAAAAAGUUAAUAGUGCCUAUUUCCUGUUCUAAAAUACUGCAUCAUUUUGGCAAUUAACACUGGAAUUGCUGCCUAUACUAAGAAAAACUAUUAAUUCAAUACCUUUGAAAAAUAGGAAAGAGGUAUCUAGCAGUACAAUCACAAAUUAGCAAAUGCUGCUUGUAUGCUAUUGAAACUGGGUAAUCUUCACUGAGGAGCCACAAGUGUGGUCCAAAGGUUAGGAGCAUGUUGCCAUAUUAUGUACUCAUAGUCAUCUCCUUUUUGACCAGAUUUCUUCUUCGAAUUGAAUACAAUUAAGCACAGUAUCAGCUGCAGUAUUAAGCACAAUCAAAAUUAAUCUGAUUCCUGCUUAAUCAAGAUUUUCAACCAUCUUGGAAUCCAUGUGAGUUUAUAGUGCCUUGUUUAUUUCUGCUACAGAAUGGUUGACUUUUUGGCCUGGACCAUUACAAACUGAUUUUGUUAUGAAAUACUGCUGAGGCAUUAACAGUUUUAUCCAUAGAUAAAAGAAUCCUCUUUUGACUUUCUGUCCUUUCCUCUUCCUUUGCCCAUUGACAGUGUUUUGAAAGUUAUUUACCAAAGUGUUGAUUUCUCACUAUGAGAGUACUUCAGUGUAAGGAAUCCUUCAAUUGUCAGACUUGUGGCGAAGGACUGAUCUGAAACUUUUCUAUUAGUUUAGUAAGUUAGUAAGCAAACAAACAAACAGUUACUUAUAAAAUUGGCUGAUUUUAAAGAAAAUCUGUCUUUUUUCAAUCUGAUUAGGUAUCACAGAGUAAACUUAUCUACUGAAGCUAAUAAUUACAUUUACUGAGAGAAAUAUUCAGAAUGGAAGUACCUUCCUUACUGUAAUAUAAAUACUACUCAAUUCAGUGAGAUUUUAUUCCUAGUGAGUACUGAAUUGUAGUUUUAUUCAAGUUUCAACCUAGGACUGGAUCACAGUUCAACUUGUGAUUAUUAUCGGUUAGUAAAACACUAUCCCUGAGAGAGUGCUAUAGAAUCUGAUCUGUUGUUUUAAAUAUUUUUAUAUUAUAAAGUUUAAUUCUGAAAGAAAGCAUUUUUAAAAAUGAUACUGAUCAUACAUUUACUAUUAUUUGUAAAAAAAAGUUUGAAACCACUAAGGGAUUCUGUAUUUAUCUGUUUGUGAUAAUUUAAAAACUCAAGUUGAAAUAGUUAUUUGAAGUUCAGCCAUGUUGAUAUGAUAUCACUUUGAGAGAUAUUAUUUAACUGGGUCAUGAAUAUUGCUGUAAUGUAUGGUUUAAAACAAUUUUUAAAACUUGUAAUGCACCAUACUAAUAAAAAUUUACUAAUGGUACUGGUUUCAAGAAAACAGUUAUAUUGUUUAUCAUUGAUAUUGAUAAUAAAAAAAAUGACACAAAAGG
Messenger RNA from Pantherophis guttatus, 3551 nucleotides. It is a transcript of the gene MBLAC2, whose product is annotated as metallo-beta-lactamase domain containing 2. Lineage: Eukaryota; Metazoa; Chordata; Lepidosauria; Squamata; Colubridae. The record is from RefSeq and is a predicted model, not a curated record.